Cladocopium goreaui is the source of this 1585-nucleotide messenger RNA. NCBI's taxonomy places the organism in Eukaryota, Dinophyceae, Suessiales, Symbiodiniaceae. The record is from the annotation of a GenBank genome assembly.
AUGGUGGACAUCACUGAAGAUGAGGCGGUUCUGCAUCUCAAGAAGAUCUUAGGAAUCAUUGUGGCAGAUGUGGUCGGUGCAGGAAUUCUGGCAAUGCCGGUGGCCAUGGCGAACUUCGGCCUCUAUCCGGGUAUCAUUGCGCUUGUCUUACUUCUGGCUGCAAAUGUGCAUGUAUCCAUCGUGAUGUGGAGAGUUCGGAUGUUUUGCCCCAGUUGCAUUGGCACCACCACCUACACAGCAUAUGUGAGGGGUGCUUUUGCAAAAGCACCUACAUGGCAACGGCGCGCGAUCAUCUCUUUAACAGGUUUCUCUCAGAAAUCGUUUCUUUUGGGCGUGAUGGGCCUCUACCUGCUAAGUGCAGGAAAGGGCAUGGGUAUGUUGUUCUAUCACAAUCACGUUUGUCUUCCGACUUGGAUGAUUUAUGCUGCCCUGCUGCUUCUGCCAUUCGCCGCCACUGCCCGUCGCAUGGGCACUUGGCAAUCCUUGGUUUGGAUGAAUGUUGCGACUCUGAUGGGGACAAUUCUGAUCCCCUUGGGCUUCUAUAGCAUCAUCGGCACGGAGGAGAUUAAGGUGCCAGGCAGCAAAGUGGAGAUGUUUAGCGAUUUGUCGUUGCGACAAAUCUUCAGUGGCUCUUCGGCAUUUACCUUUGGAAUGACAUCUCAGCUCAUCCUUGUUGAAAUUAUAGCAGAGAUGAAGGAGCCAAUGCAGAUGCCUACAGCUUACGCCAAGAUUUCUGCUCCUUUCCAGCUUGUCAUGUUUGCAGUGGCUGGCAUUGGGGGCUACCUGUACAUGGGCAACAAGGUUGCUGGGAUGAUGAAUGAGAAUCUUCCGUUUGGCGGUGCUUUCCAAGUGGCAGCAGGAUGCAUGCUGACUCACAUGCUGAUUUCGUAUCUGAUCAAAGGAGUGCUAUUGUGCAAAUCGGUGCACAGAGCAGUUGACCGCACAUAUGCACAUGCAAGUGAUAAUCGUCCAAGAUCUUGGAUCGGCUGGGUAUGCAUUGUCACAUCUAUGCUGGUGCUUACCUGGAUUUUGGCCAACAUUGUGCCCUUCUUUGGAGCAGCAGUGGAUCUCUUGGGAGCAAGCGUGACGCCGAUAACUUGCUGGUUGAUCCCUUUGAUCUGCUACAUGCGGAUGUCCUGGGACCACCCUGACUGGGAUUCAGAAGGAAGGAAAGGCGGCCGUUGCUCCAAAUUCAUCAAGAUUGUUGAGUGGAUUGUUAUAGGCAUAGAAUUCAUUCUGGCCCUGAUCCUGAUGGUAUUUGGCACUCGCUCGUCCUUGUUGACUAUUGUGGAGGAGUGGGGCACUUUUGGGGAGCCGUUCGAAUGCCACUGUGAAGGCUUAUGGCAGACCUGUGGUUGUUCUGCACAGCACGCCGGGAUGGCGGAGUUUUGCCCAACAACACCCUAGGCAGCCUUCCAUCACGGGCUUUCGGAUCCUGCUUGACAGUUGCUAUCAGGUUAUACUUAUAUGGCGGUUUGGGUUGGUGGUUUGGAAGUCUGGGAAAUCAGAGUUAUGUGCAAAAUAGAUUUGAAAAAUGUUUUUUGUGUGUGUGUGUGUUUUGUAUUUGUUUUAUUUUUUGUUUAAC